Molecule: messenger RNA, 777 nt
Organism: Effrenium voratum
Lineage: Eukaryota; Dinophyceae; Suessiales; Symbiodiniaceae
Source: the annotation of a GenBank genome assembly
AUGAAACUGAUCAAGACAACAGCCACGCUUUGCUUUCUGGCACUUGCCACCCUUCCGGCAACGGCUCAAUCAGCGCUCAACGACAUUCUGAACAACGGUGUUCUUAAGGUCGGCACCACCGGCGACUGGAACCCCAUGACGAUGAAGGACGUCGCGAACAACACCUAUACCGGUUAUGACAUCGACGUCAUGACCGAACUGGCAAAGGAUCUCAAUGUCGAGGUCGAGUUCGUUCCGGCGGACUGGAAAACGCUGGUCAGCGGUGUCACCGCAGGCAAAUAUCACCUCACCGGAUCGGCGUCUGUUUCUCCCGCACGGGCGAAGGCGGCCGGAUAUUCCACGUCCUAUUUCUCGCUGGCAACCGUCCCGCUCAUUCUUGAAACGAGUGCGGAAAAGUUCAAGGACUGGGACGAUCUCAACAAGAGCGAUGUAACCGUCGCGGCAACGCUCGGCACCACCCAGGAAAAACAGGUCAAGGACUUCUUCCCCGAUGCGCAGCAUCAGAUCGUCGAAGCGCCGGCGCGUGAUUUUCAGGAAGUGCUGGCGGGACGCGCCGACGCGCAUAUCACGUCCAACGUCGAAGCACUCAAGCUCGUUGAAAAAUACCCGCAAAUGAUGAUCGUGCCGGUGAGCGCACCCAAAGCGCCGACCCCAAUUGCAAUGCUGCUGCCACAGGGCGACCAGGUAUGGAUCAACUAUGUAAACACCUGGAUUGCCCUCAAGGAAGAGCGCGGAUUCUUUGAUGCCCUGGGCAAGAAGUGGCGCCUCAAGGAAUAG